CCCAUGCCUUUUCUCGCUCCAUUCAUCGGCAAUAGAAACAUUUAUAGUGUAUCCUUAGGCACAGCCAUUGGUUAGGGCUCUCGGCAUUUGAGCUGGAUGCAUGCUGUGUUUAAUGCAUAGCCACGCUGUUAAUAACCCUGAAGACCCAUCACUAGUUCAGUCAUGGCUAUUGCUCUUCCCUGGAAAAACUUACAUAUUGUUUUGCUUACUUUCCUGUAAAUCCUGGACUACUUUACUAUCGGACAAGCCAUGGCUACCAGUGCAGUGAGUGCCCAACAGCUCGCAGAAGCCAAAGCCAAAUUCAAGCAGGACGGAUGGGCCAUCGUCCCUGAUGUGAUCGAUGUCGAAAAAACAAAGGAGGUUGUUGAUCGCCUUUGGAAGGCAAAGGAAGAGAGUGAACGACGAGGCGAUCCAACCUACCUUGACUGGCUUGAUCCCAACUCCAGCAACGUCCGUAUAUUCUACCUGAUGGAACUGGAUCCUAUUUUCCGCGAGCUAAUCUCACACCCUGUCGCUGUGGAGAUGGUUCAAUUCGCAUUGGGCCAAAACUUCCUUGUCUCCAACUUCACAGCAAACAUUGCACUGCCCGGAUCCAAGUCUAUGGGCCUACACUCUGACCUCUCCCUGCAGUGCCCCGAUCCUUGGUUGUCGACUUGGGGCUUGAACGUGAUCUGGUGUUUGCAUGAUGUUUACUACAAAAACGGCGCCACUUUGUAUAUCCCCGGUAGCCAUCGUUGGAAGACUAAGGCGGAAGUGCCCUCAGAUGAGGAGGCAAGGAAGCUCCUAGUGCCAUUCGAGGCCAAGGCUGGGUCAAUCAUCGUGAUGGACGGGCGCCUCUGGCACACGUCCGGUUGCAAUAUAACUGAGGAUAAACAGCGGGCGCUUUUGUUCGGGGCCUACAAUGCCCCCUUCCUAAGGGGCCAGGUGAACUGGAGUGCUGGGCUGUCGGAGGAAACGAAGAAGACCUUGAGUCCUCAGCUCCGGGAAUGGCUAGGAGUUAAUCGGGACGGCAAUCUUGGGGUCGUGACAGGAGUCAAUGAUGUCUUUGCUGAGGGUGCUGCUCCUGCUGCCCAUGCGUGAUCAUACAUCUUCCGUUCCGCGUAGUUAUUGUAUUUAUGAAGUUGGAUAACUGGGAUUGAUAUUCUUAUCCUACCAUUGCCACUUUCAGGUCGUAGCGGGAACGCUUGUUCCUGGCCUAUUUUUGUG
Molecule: messenger RNA, 1206 nt
Organism: Aspergillus pseudonomiae
Lineage: Eukaryota; Fungi; Ascomycota; Eurotiomycetes; Eurotiales; Aspergillaceae
Gene: fmaF
Product: Fe(2+)/2-oxoglutarate-dependent oxygenase fmaF
Exons: 1
Coding region: 250-1080 (276 amino acids)
Source: RefSeq, a predicted model, not a curated record